AGUUGAAGAGAAAUUAGUUGGGCUUCAAACACUUUCACUCAUCAACAUCAUUCCUCCCCCGAUUCCUGCCAAACCUCAGCUGGGGUAAUUGCACUUAAGAAUGAACAUUGAAGACAAGCUGGGAGGAUUAUUUCUUAAAUGUGGUGGCAUAGACCAGAUGCAGUCAUCCAGGGCUAUGGUAGGGAUGGGUGCAGUAUCUGACCAGUCUGGAGUAUCGAGAGAACGGCAAGAGGCAGUGCUUCAAGAUCGGACUAUGCCGCACCAAGAAAUUCUUGCAACAGAUGAAGUGUUACAGGAAAGUGAACUUCGACAGCAAGAGAUGAUUUCACAUGAUGAACUCAUGGUCCAUGAGGAGACGGUAAAAAAUGAUGAUGAAAUGGAUGCGCAAGAUAGACUUCCUCAAGGGCUGCAGUAUGCUGUUAAUGUCCCUAUCAGUGUAAAGCAAGAAAUUACCUUUACUGAUGCAUCUGAACAACAGAAACGAGACAAAAAACAAAUACGAGAGCCAGUAGAUUUGCAGAAAAAGAAGAAAAGAAAACAGCGUUCACCAGCAAAAAUCCUUACAAUAAAUGAGGAUGGAUCACUUGGUCUGAAAACCCACAAAUCUCAUGUUUGUGAGCAUUGCAAUGCUGCCUUUAGAACCAACUACCAUUUACAGAGACAUGUCUUCAUUCAUACAGGUGAAAAACCAUUUCAGUGCAGUCAGUGCGACAUGCGUUUCAUACAGAAGUACCUGCUACAGAGGCAUGAGAAGAUUCAUACUGGUGAAAAGCCAUUUCGUUGUGAUGAAUGUGGUAUGAGGUUUAUUCAGAAGUAUCACAUGGAAAGGCACAAAAGAACUCACAGUGGAGAGAAGCCUUACCAGUGUGAAUAUUGUUUGCAGUAUUUCUCCAGGACUGAUCGUGUGCUGAAACACAAACGUAUGUGCCAUGAGAACCGCGAGAAGAAACCCAACAGAAGUGCCACCAAAGUUGGCUUCUUGCCAUCGGAGGAAGAUUCUGGUUUCUCCACGCCUCUGAAAGACAGCUCCUUGCCAAAGAAGAAAAGGCAGAAAACAGAGAAAACAAAAUCUGGGGAUAAGGAUAGUACAGAUAAAUCGGAACACAAGAAGGACAAAAAUGACUAUUUGCCUUUGUACACUUCUAGUACUAAAGUAAAAGAUGAAUACAUGGUAGCAGAAUAUGCUGUUGAGAUGCCACAUUCUUCGGUCGGCGGAUCGCACUUAGAGGAAGCAAAUUCUGGAGAAAUACACCCACCGAAGCUCGUUCUCAAAAAGGUCAACAAGAGGAGCCUAAAGCAGCCACUUGAGCAAAGUCAAACCAUUUCACCUUUAUCUACAUACGAAGACAGCAAGGUUUCAAAGUAUGCCUUCGACCUUGUGGAUAAGCAAAGUUUACUGGACUCUGAAGGUAAUGCUGACAUUGAUCAAGUCGACACAUUGCAGGAAGGGCCCAGUAAACCUGUACACAGCAGCACUAAUUAUGAUGAUGCAAUGCAGUUUUUAAAGAAAAAGAGGUAUCUACAAGCAGCUAGUAACAACAGUCGAGAAUAUGCCUUGAAUGUAAGUACCAUAGCAUCUCAACCUUCAGUAACGCAGGCAGCUGUGGCCAGUGUCAUCGAUGAGACCGCUACAGCCUCAAUACUAGACACACAGGCACUGAAUGUUGAAAUUAAAGGUAACCAUGACAAAAAUGUCAUUCCAGACGAGGUACUGCAGACUCUGUUAGAUCAUUAUUCACACAAGGCUAAUGGACAGCAUGAGAUCUCUUUCAGUGUGGCUGACACGGAAGUGACCUCCAGUAUAUCCAUCAAUUCUGCUGAAGUGUCUGAGGUGACCCAGUCUGAGACGGUUGGAACAAGCUCUCAAGCUUCCUCAUCGGAUAAAGCUAGUAUGUUACAAGAAUAUUCAAAGUUUUUACAACAAGCUUUGGACAGAACUAGCCAAAAUGAUGCCUAUUUGAACAACCCGAGCCUUAAUUUUGUGACUGAUAACCAGACUCUUACAACCCAGCCAGCAUUUCCUUCCAUGGAGAAGGUCUACACAUCUAUACCCGUCAAUAGCUUUCGGUCGGGAAUGAACUCUCCAUUAAGAACAACUCCAGACAAGUCUCACUUUGGACUAAUGGUUGGUGAUUCUCAGCACCCUUUUCCCUUUUCAGGUGAUGAGGCAAAUCAUUCUUCUUCCUCCUCUACCCAGGACUUCUUGGAUCAAGUAACUUCUCAGAAGAAAGCAGAGGCACAGUCUGUUCAUCAAGCAUAUCAAAUUAGCUCCUUUGAGCAGCCCUUUAGAGCUCAGUACCAUGGGGCAAGAGCUGGAAUAUCCUCUCAGUUUAGCACUGCCAAUGGACAGGUGAACCUUCGGGGACCAGGGACAAGUGCUGAUUUCCCAGAAUUUCCCUUGGUGAAUGUAAAUGAUAGAGCUGGGAUGACUUCUUCACCUGAUGCCACAGCGGGCCAGACUUUUGGCUAAGAAAUCUUUGUAAAUAAUACUGGCACUUUAGAACACAUUUGUCAAAAGGGGGUUGCUCUGUAUAAGAUGGAGUUCUGUACAGCUUUUAAGAGCGCUAUGUUAAAACAAAAGUAAGCUGAUAUUAGCAAGACCAAUAACUGCUUCUUUUUCUCUUUUUUCUUUUUUAAAAAAUUUUUUCAAUAGCCAUCAGUCAUUGAACUGCCUGAUGUUGGUGCCCCUAUCAAAGGCAGUUUAUUAUUCACUUGUUUGAAUCCAGAAAAUAUUUUACCUUCUUUGAAAUUUUAAAAUAAACAAAAUCCCCAGGUAAGACUUUCCCCCAUGAUUGUUUCCUUGCUGGUUUCCUUGUAUGCUUUGGGAGGACAAUUUAUUGUCUGAUACUAUUCACAUUGUCAUUUCUAAACUUGUCAGCAUAGUCGCUGCUCUUCAGCAGGGAAUCAACGUGUACUAGACACACAGAACAAACAAAUAAGUUUCAGAAGUCAAACAAAUGUGGCUUUAAAAGAAAGCAUUUUCUAGAAGAAUCUUCAGUCUCUCUCAAAAAUCAUUUUAGACCAUGUGCCCUUUAUUUCUGCUUUGCAUUACCUUGAAUUGUGUUUGGAGGGAAAGAAAGAGAAUUCUGAUAGACUAACUCUACUAUUUAAAAGUCUAAUUAAUUUAAAAUACUUUAAACACUUUUUUAAGCAAAAUGCCUAACUGCUAAAGCCUUUACUUCAUUCCCGAAGUAAUGUGUAUUUCUUUGUACAGCUGAAUCUAGAUGUAACUUUUUAAUGACUUUUUCAUAUGCAGAAACCAAGAUUUUGAAGUUUUAGUUAAAAUACUCUGUAGAUGACAUUCCCAACUGCAAAUUGCUUACACAAACAGUGUAUUCCAAGAUGUAAAAGCUUGAUUGUACCUUACCCUACAUACUCAUAAUGAUUAACAUAGAGCACUUAGCCAACUUUAUAAGUUUUGAUUUCUCAAAAAAUAAAACCAUUUUUAGAUGUUUAGGUUUGAUACGGUUGCAUCAUUUUCAUCUCAUACAGCAGCUCCAGUAAUUCUUUUCCAUUUACUUGAGAUUGGGUAUUUUUAGCUUCUGUAAAAACUGUUUUAAUUCUCUAUCUAGACUUUUGACAAUUCCAAUUGUUAAAUUUAUUGAAGUAUCCCUGAAAGCUGAAGAAGUGGGCAUUCAAAUUCCCUGUUUUUUAGUGUUUGCUUUGUAAAAAUCACUACAAUUUUACCAACCCAAACUGGUGAAUGACGGGAUUUCUUUUUCCAGCCUAGGAGAGUGAUCAGAAGUUUUCAUUGCAUUUCACAGUAUAAAUAAACUGCAAAGUUUAUCCCUGUACCAUGAAUAUAUUUUUUUGAAUAGUACUUUGUCUUGAAGUAUACAGUAUGGUACGAUAAGUAGUUCUGUGUGCAUUUUUAAGGUGGUAAGAUUUGAGUAGCCUAACUAUUGUGUAGUUUAAGUUAACAAGUUUCAGAUUUUUGAACUGUAUGUUCAUUCUAUUGCACCUUCCCUAAAGGGACACUGUCUGGUAGUUCAAGGCAGUUUAAGCCUCAUGUGGGCUGAUUAACCAGGGAAAAAUACACACACACACACACACACACACACACACGCAUAUAUAGUGUGUAUGGUGGUUUUUAAAAUAGGAUUUCAUCCAGGUUUUUACAGUACUGUUACUAGCUGGUGUCUCUCAGACAAAGCCAUCAGGUAGGAGAAAAGGCUGCAUCUCAAGGGGCUAAAAUAUAUCCUGUCUUUUAAGAAAAGACUUGAGCAGGACCUGGAACAGUUCCCACCUCUUACCAAAGCAGUAGCAAUAUUUUUCUGAAUUUUCAUUACCAGGAAACUGAUCCCACUUUGUCUUUUCCCUUAUGGUAGCACUACCAUAGCACUAACUUAACUUGGUACAGUUGAAGGAGAAAGGGCAUUUAUUAUCCAUAGCCUGCUUCUUCUGUUGGCAAGAAUACAGUUUAUAUAAACUAAUUUCUUAAUGCUUUUGUAUAAGAAAGCAGGCUUUUGAUUUUUGACCCUGUGUGUAAUACAGUAAGGCAUUUCAGCGUGCUAUGAUUUAGCAGUAAUUUUGUCUGAAUAUUUGGCCACGACUUGAAAAGAGUGGGCUUCGAGGGAGAAAAGUAAAUUCCUUAUGGAUUAUUAAUGAUAUGUGUAAAGAAAUUUCUUUGAAAGAAUAUUUUUAAACUGAUCUCUCUGUUUUUCUUCCUUUAUGGACAAUUUGGUUUUUUGACUUUCCAUUCUGUGUUGUACAGAAAUAACAUAAAGGAUCCCUAUAUCCCAGGAAACCACCUCUUGUAAGGCAUACUUUGUUUUCAGCGUUCAUUUCCAUGACAUCCUAGCUUGUGGUGCCUGAAUAAUACUGUGUUGGCACUUUUGUUCCUGAUGUUGCAAGGAGAUGGCAAUUGUACUGUUUGUUAAAUAUAGCAAGGAGCAAAAGUAAAAAAAAAAAAAAAAAGGCUGGGUUAUUACUGUGUUACUGCACUGCUGUGGGCCCAUAGGGAGGUAAGAGGAAUGAAGCCUCCUUCUCCCUAAGGAGACUGACUCAGCUUUAUUUAAAAAAGCUACUGCAUUGACACUCUGGUGUGAGAAUGCGAUGGAGGACUCAGAGGGAGUGGCUCUCCCGUGCCGUCGCCGCACUUGGGAAUCACUCCGAGUGUGUGCGAGGGAGCAGGCUGCUGUGCAGACUGAAGGAACUUGCUCUUCCCUGCAGCCAGACGGGGAGCACCAGAGGAACUGCUGUUCCUUACAUCACAGCUCGUUCCCAUUCCCUAGCCUGCUGCUGAGCCAUUCCAGCUGCACUCUGUGCCUUAGGACAGGCUGUGAGGUCCCGUCUAAGCCGCAGGGACUGUCUUGUAGGGUUCUUCCACGUGUACAAUUAAAGCAGUGGUGUGAGUAGUUAUCUGCUGAUGCUUGAAGCUUUCUGCACUGGAGGAGUUAGCCAAAUACACUGCUGUGAUUUCCUGAGUACAUCCCCUUUUAUCCUGGAAUAAGUGCUUGUGUAGUUCUGGGAGGUUUAGCUCUGUAAAAAUCACUUGCUGGUUUAAUAAUGGCAUUAUUUAAUAAUGUUUUUCACUGCUCACGUUUUGCUGCUUUUAAUCUGCUGCAGAUGCACACUCUUCAUGUCGAUCUGGUCAUUUUUGUUAGUUUGCUGUGUAUGUGUGGAACAAAGCAGCUUUGGUUGUCUAUUCUGUUCUUGUGCUGUCGGUAUAAGGCUGGGGUGAGCGUGGAGGUUCCCCUGAGCUAACAGCAGGCAUUCCUACCCAAAGGUCACGCGAGCACCGGAUCUGUGUGUGUGUGUAAGGUGGAAUUUUUGGGGAUAUCUACUAGUGAUAGCGCAAUGAUAAUUUUGGAAAUGAGGAAAUUGAUGACAUUGAUUACCAAGCUCUCGCUCUCUCUCUCCAUAUAUAUAUAUAUAUACACACAAAGUACAUAUAUAUAUAUAUAUAUAUAUAUAUAUACACACA
Molecule: messenger RNA, 5926 nt
Organism: Hirundo rustica (Barn swallow)
Lineage: Eukaryota; Metazoa; Chordata; Aves; Passeriformes; Hirundinidae
Gene: ZNF148
Product: zinc finger protein 148
Exons: 7
Coding region: 101-2470 (789 amino acids)
Biological process (GO): regulation of transcription by RNA polymerase II
Cellular component (GO): nucleus
Molecular function (GO): RNA polymerase II cis-regulatory region sequence-specific DNA binding; DNA-binding transcription factor activity, RNA polymerase II-specific
Source: RefSeq, a predicted model, not a curated record